AACAAAGAUGGCGAAGGUGAGAGAAAUGGUGCAGCCGAGACUGAACGAACAAGAAUCUGAUGCUAUCUCACGACUCAACACUGUUCCUUCCCUGAGACCGGGCGACGACUCCACCUUCUAUGAACAUUUCAUCCUCACCGGCAUCCGAGUUGACCAAGUCAAACCCGGUUCCAUCACCUGUUCUUUCAAAGUUCCCUCUCGCCUCGCUGAUAAGAGUGGGAAAUUGGCGACAGGAGCAAUAGCGAAUCUGGUGGAUGAGGUUGGAGGUGCUGUAAUUCACGAAGAGGGUCUUCCCUUUAAUGUUUCCGUUGAUAUGUCUAUUUCUUUUCUUUCAACUGCUCGUGUUGGCGAUGAACUAGAAAUUACAUCUAGGCUGUUAGGAAGGAAAGGAGGUUAUUCUGGGACGAUUGUUCUCCUUAAAAAUAAAGCAACUGGAGAAUUGAUAGCUGAAGGUCGUCAUUCACUAUUUGGGAGACACAACAGCAAGAUGUAAUUCAAUAUGGUAAAUGUGUAUAAUUUAUGCAUAUAUGUGAAGUAAGUCUUUAGGAAAAAAUUGACUUGGGUUUGUGUCAUUACUCGUUAAUUAGAUAAAGUUGAGUGAGAGCAUAAUUCGAAGAUAUGUACAUUGAAAAGUGAAAGUAACAUAUUUUUGGAGUUCUUUUUUUAUUUAAAAAAGUUUUAUUUCAGUAAUUUCCGACAAUAUUACCUUUAAUCAAUGUAAAAUUUUAAGUUCAAUUAAAAGAUAAGAUAAAAAAACAUUUAAAG
Abrus precatorius (Indian licorice) is the source of this 765-nucleotide messenger RNA. RefSeq names its product acyl-coenzyme A thioesterase 13. The record is from RefSeq and is a predicted model, not a curated record. Bases 8 to 493 code for a protein of 161 amino acids. Gene Ontology annotation, molecular function: fatty acyl-CoA hydrolase activity. The transcript is spliced from 3 exons. Lineage: Eukaryota; Viridiplantae; Streptophyta; Magnoliopsida; Fabales; Fabaceae.